Messenger RNA from Aphis gossypii (cotton aphid), 1262 nucleotides. RefSeq lists its product as uncharacterized. The transcript is spliced from 3 exons. Lineage: Eukaryota; Metazoa; Arthropoda; Insecta; Hemiptera; Aphididae. The coding region runs from base 1 to 552 and encodes 183 amino acids. The record is from RefSeq and is a predicted model, not a curated record.
AUGGCGUCGCCGAAACCAAAACACAUAUGUUCACUGGAAAAAGGUAUACACCGCUACCAUGGUCGAACCGGAUCGCAAACACCGUGGAAAAAUGGUAUUGGGUUUCAUAAUAGUAUUGAUCCUGAUUCAACUUCUCAAAUAUUAAAUGAAAAUCAAAUUUUUGAGUUACUUAAUGAAGAUAUUGAAAACAUUGAUGUACAGUUUGAGCAGUCUGAACGAAUAAUAAAUUAUGUUGAAUUACAAGAGAUCGGUGAUACUUCAAUUUUUACUAAUAUCCGCUGUGUUGCACACACACUCCAAUUGGCUGUAUUGGAUAGUUUAAAAGAUAAUACAAUUCAGAAAUUGUUAAAUAAAGUUAGAGCUUUGGUUCGGAAGUUACGCAAUCAAAAUUACGUGUAUUUAAUCAAAAAGGAAAAAUUAAAAACACCUAUAUUAGACUGUUUGACGCGUUGGAGUUCUACUUAUGAUAUGCUGGAAAGGUUGCAAUAUUUGAAAGAUUUUAUUCAAAAUAUGUCAGUUAAUGACAAAACGUUAAAAAAAAAGUCGCCCUAAGUUACCAUCUUCGAUCUAAGAUCAUCUAAGAUCUACAUCUUCUGAUUUUGGCAGUUUAUCAAAUUCUCAAACUGAAACUAUCAGAACAAAAAUUGAGACACUUUUAAAAUCAUUUAGUAUUGAAGAAAAAAGAUUAUGCCAUAAAAUAAAUAUUCUUCAAUUUUGGAAAUCUAAAAAAAUUAGUAUAUCCAGAACUUUUUGAGCUAUCUAAUAUAGUAUUCAGUGUUCCAGCUACUCAAGUUAGUGUAGAAAGACUAUUUUCAGGUUUGAAAUUUGUGUUAUCGCCGUAUAGGUGUAACAUUUCUGCUACCUAACCUAACCUAACCAAUUCGGCUCAACUUAUUAAAAUAUCUUUUUCAAACGGUAACCAUUGCAUUCGACCGAAAUUGAACCAAUUCAGUUACUCUCCUUAGAAUUAUAAUCAUAUUUUGGCAUUUCAUUUUACAAUGACGCCUUUGAUAUCUCCAACUCCCAACAAAACUGUUAUACCAAAAGAAAGUUACAUUACUUACGAGUAUUGUAUACUCAUCCACAAAAAACACACGUCAUCAAAGUAAAAUAAAUACAAUCAUUGCUGCGCUUAGAAUUUAAAAUUAUUUCAACUUGUAAAUAUUAUCGGAUAAAAAAUCAAAACCAAAUUGAUGAUCGUUACUGUAAUAAUUAUAAAAUCAUUAAAUACUGGUACUAAGGAAAAACAAAAUUAUAAUGAU